CUCUCUCUCUCUUUGGUUUUUUUGUUUUUGUUUUUGUUUGUUUUUUUUGACUGCCCUAGUCGGAUUUGCUACAUGUGAUACAUCAAAUUGUGCAUAUUUUUCCAGUAUCAUUUGGUUUGAAAACACUCCUUUUAGAUGGUGCAUUCUUACUUAUACCGUUACACGGGCUUGAACAUGAUACUCAUUUUUAGCUGAUGGGUUAAUUUCUAGUGGGUGCCUCAAAAAACUAUCGUAAUAUCUAUAUGUAUUGUUGUGGUUUUUGCUAUGUCGUGACAUACAUGUGCUCUUGAGAGUAGUUUGGAGAUUUGACAAAGAAUUUGGUUGAUUGAAACAAAUUGAUUCUUCUUACUAAAAAUUUUUUCUUUCUAACUAUUGGGCGGUAAUCUGCUGUUCGGUCAAUCCUGCUGUUCGUUCAAUCAAAGUUCAUAUGGGUUAACUUUGAUUUUGAAUGAAAGCAAAACUAAAACACUUUGAAUAAUUGAAAUGACAGUUUCUUCUGAUGUUUUGUUUACCACAAAAGGAAGGAUAACAUAAAUAGUAAUUGAUGCUAAACAUGUGAAGAAAAGGCACCGCGCUCUGAGUUUCUGAACCUUCGGCUUUUCCUACGUACCUAAAAAUGUAAGGUAACAAAUAAUAUAUCCGUAUGUAUAGACAUCUUUUAGUACAGCUUUGGCUGAGAAAGGUACAGCUUUGGCUGGGAAGGGUACAAAGAGAGAAAAGGUAUAGAAUAGAAAACCAUCCCCAUGCCUUGCUCUCUUUUAAGAGACAAUGGACUGCAGAUAGAAAGUUUCGAAGCAUCACUACCGGGAGACUAAGCACGCGGGUGGCGAUCGGAGUAGAGCACAUAGAUCGUGUGCAGCGCCGUGAGCGCCAAAAGUAAAGCUGCAGCUACUACUGGGAGGAUCGACCACGGGUUGUUGAAGUAGUUGUUGUGCAGCGUAGCCCUGUAUUUGUGCCAAUCCGAUUUGCAGUACUUGUUCACUCUUCUGAACUAGUUGACGAAGUAAUCAUCAUCGUGGUCGAUGCAGGAACACAAUCUCGGAGCAGAUUGUAGGAAUGCACUGCCUCCUCCAUCUUUGAUAGCUUGUUCCCCGAUGAUCACGCUCUCCCGGAGUACCGCCAUAUCUUUAGCCGAGUGGACGAUGCAGUCCACAGUCCACGAAGGUUACGAAACUCCGUCAUUAGCUUCCCCUUCUGCGGGUUGCACAAGAUUGAAUAGUGAGGAAUGCUGAGAACUCCAUUUCGGAAAGUUAUACUGACCAAGCAACCUGUUUUCUUCUUGAAAAUCACGCCAGCGUGUUUUCGAGCUCUGUGGAUGUCGGGAUCAUCCCUCACGCAAGCGUAUUACUCGGUCGGUCGGUCGGGAGAUCAACGGCCGCCGCUCCUCAGAGCCGUGGGGAUGCUUAUUAGAUUAAACACUUUGGAGCAAAGGAAGGUUACCGCGGGCCUCAGUCGAGGGAGACUCGGGCCUUUGGAUGAAGCUAUAGUGAUAGAGGUAUAAAAUUUAAUGAGUUUUGAAAUAAAUCGUAAUGGAUAAUUUUAAUUAGGCUAAGCUUAUAUAAAAUAUUAGGAGGGGAGACAAAGGAAAAAAUAUAUAAUAUAAAUUAAGAUUCAUUUAAAUGGUUUCCCUCCAAAAGAGCCACCAACGGCUAGUAUCCUGCACCAAGCUCUUAACUACCUAUGUGAACCAAGGCUGCCACCACCAAGCCCUCUCCCUCUUCUCCCACAUGUUCUCCUCCCCCGACAUCGCUCUCGACCCCUUCGCCUUCCCCCUCGCCCUCAAAUCCUCCGCCGCCCUCCGCCUCCCCGACGCGGUCGCCUCCAUCCACUCCCACACCAUCAAAUCCGGCCUCCUCUGCAGCCCUUUCGUCGCCUCUGCGCUCGUCGGCGCCUACGGCAAAUGCUUCUCUAUCAAUCACGCACGCCAACUGUUCGACGAAUGUCCCCAAAGAAACGCCGCCGUGUGGAACGCCGCUAUAUCCCUCUACGCCCAUUCUAAUGAUAUCGCGACGGCGUUGCAGCUGUUUGAGCUCAUGGAUGUGGCCCCUACCGCCUCUUCGUACAAUACAAUCAUUGCGGCUCUUGCGGAAUCCGACGAAUGGCCGUCUAAAGCGAUCGAGUUCUAUCGCCGGAUGCGGUGCUCCGGCGUAAAGCCCAAUUUUAUCACGCUUUUAGCGUUAGUUCCUUCGUGCGUCCAGAUAGGUGCAUUGAACUCGAUCAAGGAGAUUCAUGGAUUUGCAAUAAGAUGCUGCGUUAGCACCCACGCUCAUCUCGGCAGCACUCUUAUCGAAGCGUACGGUAGGUCCGGCUCUUUGAUCAGCGCAUCUAAGGUGUUCGAUGAAAUGCCGGAGCGGGAUGUGGUGGCGUGGAGCUCCAUGGUUUCUGCCUACGCCUUUCACGGCUAUGCAGAGAUCGCAGUAUCGACAUUCAAACAAAUGGAAUCAAACAAUAUAAGGCCCGACGGUGUUACGUUCCUCAGUGUUUUAAAAGCAUGCAGUCACGCCGGUCGUGCCGACGAUGCCUUAAAGUACGUGGACGUGUUGACCAAACACUACGGAGUGGAAGCAUACAGCAAUCACUACUCGUGCUUGGUCGAUGUUUUGAGCCGUGCGGGGCGGUUGCACGAGGCGCACAAGAUUAUUCGCGGGAUGCCGGUGAUGGCUUCCGCGAAGGCCUGGGGGGCGCUUCUGGCGGCUUGUCGUAAAUACGGAGAAGUCGAGUUGGCGGAAGUUGCGGGAAGAGUGUUGUUCGAGAUCGAACCGCAGAAUGCGGGGAACUUUGUGCUGCUGUCGAGCGUAUAUGCAGGUGCAGGAAUGCACGAGGCGGCCGAGGGGGUUCAGAGGGAGAUGGAAGAGCGGGGAGUCAGGAGAUUGCCCGGCAGCAGUUGGGUCAUUUCUCAAAAGCCUCACUGUUCCAACUAACUGAGGAUCGCCAAAACUUUUUAUUACUUGCAUUUGUUCACACAUUUGGUUUAUAAUAUAUAUAUAUAGUAGGCUGGUAUGCUUACGGAAGCACGGAGCCCUCCGUGCUUCCACUUUGUUUUCGA
This is a messenger RNA of Ananas comosus (pineapple), 3046 nucleotides long. RefSeq names its product putative pentatricopeptide repeat-containing protein At1g03510. Gene Ontology annotation, molecular function: RNA binding; protein binding. Gene Ontology annotation, biological process: RNA modification. The transcript has a single exon. The record is from RefSeq and is a predicted model, not a curated record. Bases 1620 to 2921 code for a protein of 433 amino acids. Lineage: Eukaryota; Viridiplantae; Streptophyta; Magnoliopsida; Poales; Bromeliaceae.